AUUGACCAAUGGACUUUGAUCUUUGAGGCCACGCCCCUAUUCUGCGCUCUAGUACCGCCCUGGUUACACCUCCUCUGGCUCCGUCUUACAGCUGCGCGGUGGCUGAUUGACUUCCGCAGUGGUUGCCGGGAUCGCGCUGAUGUGGCCCCAACCCCGCCUCCCUCCCCGCCCCGCGAUGUCGGAAGAAACCCGACAGAGCAAAUUGGCCGCAGCGAAGAAAAAGUUGAGAGAAUAUCAGCAGAGGAACAGCCCUGGUGUUCCUACAGGAGCGAAAAAGAAGAAGAAAAUAAAAAAUGGCAAUAACCCUGAGACAACCACUUCUGAUGGUUGCCACUCACCUGAGGAUAUUCAGGACAUUCUGAAGGUGCUGGUGUCCGACCUUAACCGUUCCAAUGGGGUAGCGCUCCCCCCAUUGGACAAGUGGAAGACACCCAAGGACAAUGCUGCUACUCUACAACCAUCUGACGACACCGUGUUACCUGGCGGUGUCCCUUUCCCUGGUGCCAGUCUCACUAGCAUGGCGGCAUCUCAGAAUCAUGAUGCUGACAAUGUCCCUAAUCUCAUGGAUGAAACCAAGACUUUCUCAUCAACCGAGAGCCUGCGACAACUCUCCCAACAGCUCAAUGGUCUUGUUUGUGAGUCUACGACAUGUGUCAAUGGGGAGGGCCCUGCAUCAUCUGCUAACCUGAAGGAUCUGGAGAGCCGGUACCAACAGCUAGCGGUAGCCCUGGACUCCAGCUAUGUAACAAACAAACAACUCAAUAUCACGAUAGAGAAAUUGAAACAACAGAACCAAGAAAUUACGGAUCAGUUGGAAGAAGAAAAGAAAGAAUGCCACCAAAAGCAGGGAGCCCUAAGGGAGCAGUUACAGGUUCACAUUCAGACCAUAGGGAUCCUCGUAUCAGAGAAAGCUGAGUUACAGACAGCCCUGGCUCACACUCAGCAUGCUGCCAGGCAGAAAGAAGGAGAGUCCGAAGAUCUGGCCAGCCGCCUGCAGUAUUCCCGGCGGCGUGUGGGAGAGUUGGAGCGGGCUCUCUCUGCUGUCUCCACGCAGCAGAAGAAGGCAGACAGGUACAACAAGGAGUUAACCAAAGAGAGAGAUGCCCUCAGGCUGGAGUUAUACAAGAACACCCAAAGCAAUGAGGACCUGAAGCAAGAGAAAUCAGAAUUGGAAGAGAAGCUUCGGGUCCUAGUGACUGAGAAGGCUGGCAUGCAGCUUAACUUGGAAGAAUUGCAAAAGAAGUUAGAGAUGACGGAACUCCUGCUUCAACAGUUUUCAAGCCGGUGUGAAGCCCCUGAUGCUAACCAGCAGUUACAGCAGGCCAUGGAGGAGCGGGCACAGCUGGAAGCACACCUGGGGCAGGUAAUGGAGUCGGUUAGACAACUACAAAUGGAGAGAGAUAAAUAUGCGGAGAAUCUCAAAGGAGAGAGCGCCAUGUGGCGGCAGAGGAUGCAACAGAUGUCAGAGCAGGUGCACACAUUGAGAGAGGAGAAGGAAUGUAGCAUGAGUCGGGUACAGGAGCUGGAGACGAGCUUGGCUGAACUGAGGAACCAGAUGGCUGAACCCCCACCCCCAGAGCCCCCAGCAGGGCCCUCCGAGGUGGAGCAGCAGCUACAAGCGGAGGCUGAGCACCUGCGGAAGGAGCUGGAGAGUCUGGCAGGACAGCUCCAAGCCCAGGUGCAAGACAAUGAGGGCUUGAGUCGCCUGAACCGGGAGCAGGAAGAGAGGCUGCUGGAACUGGAGCGGGCGGCCGAGCUCUGGGGGGAGCAGGCAGAGGCGCGCAGGCAAAUCCUGGAGACCAUGCAGAACGACCGCACCACCAUCAGCCGCGCACUCUCCCAGAACCGGGAGCUCAAGGAGCAGCUGGCUGAGCUGCAGAGCGGAUUCGUAAAGCUGACUAAUGAGAACAUGGAGAUCACCAGCGCACUGCAGUCGGAGCAGCACGUCAAGAGGGAGCUGGGAAAGAAGCUGGGCGAGCUGCAGGAGAAGCUGAGCGAGCUGAAGGAAACGGUGGAGCUGAAGAGCCAAGAGGCUCAAAGUCUGCAGCAGCAGCGAGACCAGUACCUGGGACACCUGCAGCAGUACGUGGCCGCCUAUCAGCAGCAGGUGGCCACCUAUCAGCAGCUGACCUCUGAGAAGGAGGCGCUGCAUAAUCAGUUACUGCUGCAGACCCAGCUGGUGGACCAGCUGCAGCAGCAGGAAGCUCAGGGCAAAGCAGUGGCCGAGAUGGCCCGCCAAGAGUUGCAAGAAACCCAGGAGCGCCUGGAAGCUGUCACCCAGCAGAACCAGCAGCUACGGGCCCAGUUGAGCCUCAUUGCUCACCCUGGGGAAGGAGAUGGACUGGACCGGGAGGAGGAGGAUGAGGAGGAGGCAGAGGCGGUGGCAGUGCCUCGGCCCAUGCCAAGCAUCCCAGAGGACCUGGAGAGCCGGGAAGCCAUGGUGGCAUUUUUCAACUCAGCUGUAGCCAGUGCCGAGGAGGAGCAGGCAAGGCUACGUGGGCAGCUGAAGGAGCAAAGGGUGCGCUGCCGGCACCUGGCUCACCUGCUGGCGUCGGCCCAGAAGGAGCCUGAGGCAGCAGCCCCAGCCCCAGGGACUGGGGGUGAUUCUGUGUGUGGGGAGACCCACCGGGCCCUGCAGGGGGCCAUGGAGAAGCUGCAGAGCCGCUUUAUGGAGCUCAUGCAGGAGAAGGCGGACCUGAAGGAGAGGGUAGAGGAACUGGAACAUCGCUGCAUCCAGCUUUCUGGAGAGACAGACACCAUUGGAGAGUACAUCGCACUGUACCAGAGCCAGAGGGCAGUGCUGAAAGAGCGGCACCGGGAGAAGGAGGAGUACAUCAGCAGGCUGGCUCAAGACAAGGAGGAGAUGAAGGUGAAGCUGCUGGAGCUGCAGGAGCUGGUCUUACGGCUUGUGGGCGACCGCAACGAGUGGCAUGGCAGAUUCCUGGCAGCUGCCCAGAAUCCUGCUGAUGAGCCCGCUUCAGGGGCCGCAGCCCCCCAGGAACUUGGGGCUGCCGACCAGCAGAGUGAUCUUUGCGAGGUGAGCCUCGCCGGCAGUGUGGAGCCUGCCCAAGGAGAGGCCAGGGAGGGUUCUCCCCGUGACAACCCCACUGCACAGCAGAUCAUGCAGCUGCUUCGUGAGAUGCAGAACCCCCGGGAGCGCCCAGGCUUGGGCAGCAACCCCUGCAUUCCUUUUUUUUACCGGGCUGACGAGAAUGAUGAGGUGAAGAUCACUGUCAUCUAAAAGCCGGCUACUGUCAGCAAAGCCUGAAGAAGUGGGGCUGGAUACCCUGCCCCCACCAUAUCCCUACCAACCCUUCUCAGUCACCCCUUUCCCCUUACAGUAGUAAGCAUAGACCCCUGUCUAACGGGGGUAGACAGGUGCAGAUGAGGUGAAGAUCACUGUCAUCUAAAAGCUGGCCACUAAAUUAAAAAAAAAUGAAAAGUUAUGGGAUUAAAAAAAGUUAUGGGAUAAAAAAGGUUAUGGGUAAGUUAUGGUAUAAAAGUUAUGAAAAAAGGCCAGGCGCGGUGGCUCACGCCUGUAAUCCCAGCACUUUUGGGAGGCUGAGGUGGGUGGAUCACCUGAGGUUGGGAGUUCAAGACCAGCCUGGUCAACAUGGUGAAACUGUGUCUCUACUAAAAAUACAAAAAUUAGCCAGGCAUGGUGGCACGUGCCUGUAAUCCCAGUUACUCGGGAGGCUGAGGUAGGAGAAUCGUUUGAACCUGGGAGGUGGAGGUUGCAGUGGACUGAGAUCACGCCAUUGCACUCCAGCCUGGGCGACAGAGUGAGACUCUGUCUCAAAAAAAAAAAAAAUUAUGAAAAAAGUUAUGGGAUUAAAGAAAAGUCAGGAUAAAAAUUUUAAAAAGCAGGCCACUGUCAGCAAAGCCUGGAGAAGUGGGGCUGGAGGCUCCGCCCCCAUCAUGUCCCUGCCACCCCUUCCCAGUCACCCCUUUACUCUUACAGUAGCAAAUAAGACCCCUGUCUAAUGGGGGGAGACAAAUGUGUAGACCCUUUGCCACCUUGGCCAGGGCUGACUCCUUAAAUUUCUGGAUGAUGAUGAUUGUUAUUUAAUAGCCAGAGGCUCAUAUAAUUGGCUUGUUUGGAGGAGGCCUGAUGGCCUCCUUACUCUCACCAAAGCAAUUUUUCCCUCAGGGGGGCUCCCAUCUUCUUACACAGAGAGGCAGCUGAGGCAGGACAGUGGGGCUAACUGUAGACCAGGCGAGGGCACGGGCUGCUGGGGUGGCCCCGCUUACCCAGUGUACAUAUUGUAUCUGUGUAACAUUUUGUAUAUUCCAGGGGUAGGGCCGCCCCCUGUAUCAUACCUAGCAGAGGUUGGAGCUGGCACACGGGGAGGAGGUUCUAAUAAUUAUUUGGGGCUGGGAAACUUAUUUAUUGAUAGCAUAGGACAGAGGAAGGAGGCGGGGAUGGGGUCGUGGCGCCCUGGUGAUGCGACUCCUGUUUAUUUUGCUUUUUAUUUCGGAAUAAAUGGAUUUAGCCAUA
Molecule: messenger RNA, 4498 nt
Organism: Pongo pygmaeus (Bornean orangutan)
Lineage: Eukaryota; Metazoa; Chordata; Mammalia; Primates; Hominidae
Gene: GOLGA2
Product: golgin A2
Exons: 27
Coding region: 140-3241 (1033 amino acids)
Biological process (GO): Golgi organization; mitotic spindle assembly
Cellular component (GO): Golgi cisterna membrane; Golgi apparatus; Golgi cis cisterna
Molecular function (GO): protein binding
Source: RefSeq, a predicted model, not a curated record